UAUAACUUUACGAAAUCUAAUGUAAAAUUCAGUUAAGAGAAAAGAAAAAACAGUAUCUGAUGGUGUGUCACUAACAUCGUAGCAGUUGAGUAGGGGUGUGAAACGCAUGCAACUUUACUCUUCCUUUUUCCACAGGCGUGGAUGCGAACAAAGAUUCUUUCAUUCAUGCACUCUUUCCCCAACUCUCCCACAAUCCCACUUUUGAAUUUUGGAUCGCUUCCAACGGUCACUCUCUACCCUUUUCCCUUUCACAAACCCUACUUUCCUCCUUCUCUGUAAAUGGGUUGGAAUCUCAUCUUCUGGCUCCUCAUUUGUUUCCCUGCCAACAUUGCCCUUCUCGCUUCUACUUUCUACCAGGUUUUGAUUCUGUCGGAUUUGGAGUCUGAUUACGUCAACCCUUUCGACGCUUCGUCUCGGAUUAACUACUUCGUGCUUCCGGAGUUCAUUGGGCAGGGAGCAUUGUGUGUUCUGUGCCUCUUCACUGGCCAUUGGUUCAUGUUUUUGCUCACAGUUCCUGUUACUGUCUACCAUGCCAGACUGUAUAUGAAAAGAGAGCAUCUUAUUGAUGUUACUGAGGUAUUUAGGGUAGUUAAUGCUGAGAAGAAAUUUCGGAUAGUCAAACUUGCUUUAUACUUAACGGUUCUCAUUGUUACUAUCUUCAGGCUUACAUUAAUCGCAGUCUACUAUUUAGGCAUUGAAGACGAUGAUGACCUAGGACACCUUUGGUAACCCACAACUUGUGCAAUGUGGCACUCUGGGUAAGUUGCACCCUAUUUUUGGUUGUUGGGAGAGUUCCCUUUUUGGGGGGGGAACUUGUGACUUUAUCUGUACCAUUACAUUAGGUUUACACUUAGAAUGCAGGUGUUUUCAGAAAUAGAAAUGUUAGGUAUUAACUUGAGUGAAACAUUACAAACUCAUGUAUCAACAUUGUUUGUUACAUCUCUUUUUCACCUGAAAUGGCUUGUCCUACGAAUUAUUUGAGAGGUUAUUUCAACGGUACCAUAUUUUUUAGAUGUUCGCAGUUGAAAGCAUGAAUGCUAAGGUUACGUGGAUGGUACCCAAGAAAUAGGCACGUUUAGUUCAAGAGUCAUAUGGUAUUGCAUGUUAUUUGCACUCCUCUAUUUUAGGUCAAUGUUUUGGAGUAUGUAAUUUGUGUUGUGGUUAAAAGAAACUAACUUCCGAAGUCUGAAGAGGGAAAGAGAAAUAUUUAUCUAUCA
Vigna unguiculata (cowpea) is the source of this 1217-nucleotide messenger RNA. Its product is annotated as protein cornichon homolog 1-like. The record is from RefSeq and is a predicted model, not a curated record. Gene Ontology annotation, biological process: vesicle-mediated transport. Lineage: Eukaryota; Viridiplantae; Streptophyta; Magnoliopsida; Fabales; Fabaceae.